Messenger RNA from Salmo salar (Atlantic salmon), 1626 nucleotides. The record is from RefSeq and is a predicted model, not a curated record. NCBI's taxonomy places the organism in Eukaryota, Metazoa, Chordata, Actinopteri, Salmoniformes, Salmonidae.
AUGCCAGGCCACGGAUGUGACAACGGUGGACAGGCCGCUGUCGGCCACCGCCUGAUGCCUUCCCCGGGUCUGACAGCAGUGAUGUGUGUGUGUCGCACCCAGCAGUCCCCACCUCGCCCUCGCCCAAUCCCGCAGCGAGAGGCCGCAUGCUCCGGGCAGAGGCCAGUCUGCCCCAGGCAGAGGCCAGUCCGCCCCAGGCAGCGGCCAUUCCCCCCACGCAGAGGACAGUCCCCCUCAGGCAGAUUCCAGUCUGCACUAGGCAGAGGCCAGUCCCCCGCAGGCAGAGGUCUGUCCCCAGUGGGCAGAGACCAGUCCCCCCCAGGCAGAGACCAGUCCCCCCCAGGUAGAGUCCAGUCCCCCCCAGGCAGAGGCCAGUCCGCCCCAGGCAGAGACCAGUCCGCCCCAGGCAGAGAGCAGUCCCCCCCAGGCAGAGAGCAGUCCCCCCAGGCAGAGACCAGUCCCCCCCAGGCAGAGAGCAGUCCCCCCCAGGCAGAGACCAGUCCGCCCCAGGCAGAGACCAGUCCGCCCAGGCAGAGACCAGUCCGCCCCAGGCAGAGACCAGUCCGCCCCAGGCAGAGACCAGUCCCCCCAGGCAGAGACCAGUCCCCCCAGACAGAGGCCAGUCCCCCCAGGCAGAAGCCAGUCCCCCCAGGCAGAGACCAGUCCCCCCAGGCAGAGACCAGUCCCCCCCAGGCAGAGGCCAGUCCGCCCCAGGCAGAGACCAGUCCGCCCCAGGCAGAGAGCAGUCCCCCCAGGCAGAGAGCAGUCCCCCCCAGGCAGAGACUAGUCCCCCCAGGCAGAGGCCAGUCCGCCCCAGGCAGAGACCAGUCCGCCCCAGGCAGAGAGCAGUCCCCCCAGGCAGAGACCAGUCCACCCCAGGCAGAGACCAGUCUGCCCCAGGCAGAGACCAGUCCCCCCCAGGCAGAGACCAGUCCCCCCAGGCAGAGGCCAGUCCCCCCCAGGCAGAGACCAGUCCCCCCAGGCAGAGACCAGUCCCCCCCAGGCAGAGGCCAGUCCCCCCCAGGCAGAGACCAGUCCGCCCCAGGCAGAGACCAGUCCGCCCCAGGCAGAGAGCAGUCCCCCCCAGGCAGAGGCCAGUCCCCCCAGGCAGAGACCAGUCCCCCCAGGCAGAGACCAGUCUGCCCCAAGCAGAGACCAGUCCCCCCAGGCAGAGGCAAGUCCCCCCAGGCAGAGGCCAGUCCCCCCAGGCAGAGAGCAGUCCCCCCAGGCAGAGACCAGUCCCCCCAGGCAGAGGCCAGUCCCCCCAGGCAGAGACCAGUCCGCCCCAGGCAGAGAGCAGUCCCCCCAGGCAGAGGCCAGUCCCCUCCAGGCAGAGGCCAGUCCCCCAGGCAGAGGCCAGUCCCCCCCAGGCAGAGACCAGUCCCCCCCAGGCAGAGGCCAGUCCCCCCCAGGCAGAGACCAGUCCCCCCAGGCAGAGACCAGUCCCCCCCAGGCAGAGACCAGUCCCCCCCAGGCAGAGGCCAGUCCCCCCAGGCAGAGACCAGUCCCCCCAGGCAGAGGCCAGUCCCCCCAGGCAGAGACCAGUCCCCCCAGGCAGAAGCCAGUCCCCCCAGGCAGAGACCAGUCCCCCCCAGGCAGAAGCCAGCUCCCCACAUCCUAUUUUAG